This is a messenger RNA of Pterocles gutturalis (yellow-throated sandgrouse), 4503 nucleotides long. RefSeq names its product coiled-coil domain containing 141 (gene CCDC141). NCBI's taxonomy places the organism in Eukaryota, Metazoa, Chordata, Aves, Pterocliformes, Pteroclidae. Bases 1 to 4503 code for a protein of 1500 amino acids. The transcript has 23 exons. The record is from RefSeq and is a predicted model, not a curated record.
AUGUCAAAUGAAGCCAGUUCAGAGCAGAAGCUUUCUACAACAACAGUCAGUUCAGUUGCUGUUCAGGCCGGGGAUGCCAGUAUUGUUAUAGCUGUACUUAAGUGUGGAAAAUGGGUGAAGCUUCAGCUGGCUGAAUCAACACCGAAUUUAUUAGAAAUUGGCAGCAAUCAAGAUGAGACUAAAAAACUACUGCAAGAUCAUGAAUUCCUCCUAGCUAAACUUAAGGCUUUGGAAGACCAGGUCUGGGACCUACUCCAUGAAGCAGACAAGGCUGCAGAGGAGAACAAAGAAAAAAGUCAGGUUUAUGAUGCUAUGGCAGAGACCCUAGGGGAUGCAUGGGAUGCCCUCAUCAUUAUGUUAGAGAAGCGUCAGGCACUUCUGGAACUUACUUCAGUGUUCUUUGAAAAUGCUCUGGAGUUUGCUGUUAAAAUUGACCAAGUUGAAGAUUUCCUGAAAAAUGCCCAGGAGUUUGACAAUAUUGACUCUUUGAGAGAACUCCUUCUGCAACAAGAGCAUCAUACAAAAGAGCUUUUGGAAAAGUCACUUGCACUUUUAAACAAAAGCCAAGAGCUAACUGAAUUCAUAGAAGAAUUCAAAUGUGAGGGGCCAAAUGCAAAUCCAGAGCUGAUUCAGGGAGCCCACAGCAGCUGCUUGAAAAUUGACAAUCUCCUUGAAAUGCUACAAGACAGGAGACGGCAACUGGACAGAUUUCUUAAACAUCAGCACCAAGGACUGGAGCAGGUUCUGCAGAUUUGCUUGUGGCACCAAGAAGAGAACCAGGUAACAUCUUGGUACAAGAAAAACAUCAGAGAUUAUUUUCACAAGCAAAACUUGGGCUCAUCUCUAUUGGAAAAUGAAGAGUUACUUCAAGAGCUUGAAGAAAUGGAAGUCAAAGUUAAAGAAUGGAAUUCCACUGUGGAACAUCUGGAAGCUGAAGCACUUAAGAUCUUGCUAUCAGAGGACUAUACAGAAAAAGAACAUCUAAAGCUUUCAAAUGAGAAAAUCUGUCUGUUGCGAGAAGAAGUGUGCUUCCAUAUGGAAGAAAGGAAAGCCCUGCUACAGGAGGCCAAUUACUUUUUUCAUACUGCUGGCAAGGUACUUGAUGGUCUUGAAAGUAUUGAGAAUUACCUUAAAAUCUUUAAUUCAGAAGGCUCACAUCUGCCUAUCUUUACAGUGAAGUAUGAGGAAUUACAGGAAGCAAUUAAAGGUUGGACAGCAUGUGCAUUGCAAAAGGGACAAACUUUACUUAAUAAAGCAGAUUGUCACAGCUCUCGGGUGACAGGAAUUCAGAAAAUGAUGGAAUAUGUUAAAAAAAAAGUAGAUCAAUUAAUUAGGCAGUGUCCAGAUGAUAAAGAAUUUACUUUGAAGAAACUACAAUGGACGGCCUCACUUGAAGAUCAUCUAAAUAAGGUGUCGGAGUCAAUUAAGAAAAUCACCCCAAUGGUUGCAGUUGGUAUGGAGAUUGGUUUGUGUUUGCCUGAGUUGGAAAGAGUUUUGGAUAAACACCUUGAACUGGCUAAACAAACAAAGGAAACUUCACAUGAACUGGAAGCAGCUGAGAGAAUCAUCAAAGAUAUGGAAGAGUUUGAACCUGAGCAGGUGGCAGCUUUUUCUGUCAGAACUGACUUUCUGAAUAAAGAACUGAAAAAAAUGGAAAAAAAGCUUAGUUCAAAGCUAGAAGUUCUAGAAAGUUAUGUGGCCUUUUUAAAAUCAUCUGUGGAGGUGAAUGAUGAUAUUAAAAAUCUGAAGGAAUUCUAUAAAUCAGAUCCACUACAAACAAACAAGGAAGCAGAAAAAAGAAUUUCAAUGGAAUCAGCUAAUAGUCAGUGGCAACAGGCCAUAAAGAAGAUUUUUUCCACCCAAAAUAUGGGUUGUAAUUUUCUUAAUGUAGUAAAUAUGGUAAAUGAGAGUUUAAUAUUAAAAGCAGAAAAAUCUAUUCGAGUAACAGAAGAGAUAAUUGUUAAUCUGAGUAAAGAAAAGAAAGAGCUGACUGAUCUUUGGGCAAUCUGGAAUUUUAAAAUUACUCAAGUAAAACCCGUCAAACAACAGUGCCAGAUAUUUAAAGAACAACUAAAAAUUACUACCCAUGGAUUAGAGAUUCUUCAAGAAGCACUCCAGCUUGCAGCAACAGUUGACCUUGGAAGUGACCUUUUCAUUGUUUUGGAACUACAAAAAAAGCUUAACCAAAUGAAACCACAGUAUCAGCAACUGAAUGCUGAGCUUGAGUACCUAAUAAAAUUAUUAGAAUUGCCAAGCCAGAAAGGAUUUCCUGUGAAAGAGAAUUCUGAGAGAAUACGUGAGCUUAUUCAUCUCCGUCAAAUAGUAAAGGACACAAUGACAGAAUAUGAUGAAAUUUUCAACAAGACAGUCAAAUUCCAUCAUAUUAAAAAAGAACUGGAAUGUCUGUCAAAAUCAGGAGAACAUGAUAUUCCUGAAAUAUGUGAGGACCCUGAAAAUGUGCACCAUGCUAAAGCCUACCUUGUGAAUGCUCAGGAGAAACAUGCACAUAUCAGUCAGCUAUAUAAACUGCUUAUUACCCAGGGAGUGGAUAUGUUGUCUGCAGUGCAGCAACCUAAUUGCUUGAAUGUUUCUGUAAAGAAUCUGAAGCAAGAACUUGCUAGAUUUGAGUGUGAUAGCAUUAACUGGAGCUCCAAAGCUAAUAAGUAUGAAGAAGAACUGUCACAGCAUUUCCAGCACUGCACCACUCAAGAGGAGAUAAAUGAGCUGAGAGAGUCAUUUAAGGAUCUCAAAAAGAAAUUCAACAAUUUGAAGUUUAACUAUGUGAAGAAAACGGAAAAAGCUAGAAAUUUGAAAGUACUUAAAAUACAGAUUCAGCAAGUUGAUACGUGUGUAGAGAAAAUACAGAUUCUUAAGAAGAAGGUGGAUAAUUUAGAGAAGAAAGUCAUUGGCUCUUUAGCAAAUGAACCUAAUGCUAAAGUUAGAGUCCUCUCAGGGUCAAUCAGUGACUUACAAAAACAGCUGAAUGACUUCAUUAGAGUUGUGGAAGAUUACAAGCAAAAUCUGGAUCUCGUGGAGCAUCUGCAACAGAUGAUGGAAGAGUGUCAAUUUUGGUUUGAAGAUGUGAGUGCAACAGUCAUUAGAGUUGGCAAGUAUUCUGCAGAAUGCAAAACAAGAGAAGCAAUAGAGACUCUCUACAACCAAUUCAACAAGUUUAUUGAGCCUACAGUGCCUCAACAGGAAAAAAAUAUUCAGCAGAUUAUGGACCUCGCUGAACAGUUAUAUGGUAUUGAAGAUGGAAAGAAGUAUGUUGAAAAAGCCAUAUUAAAGUACAAAGAAAUAAUUAAUUCUGUCGAUGAGUUAUGUAGAUCUCUGAGAGAACUUAAGGAGAUUAAGGAGACGAAUAAAUUGGCUGAUGUUCCAGUUAUCUGUCCAGCUGGUGAAGAUCUUGUUUCACAGGAUACAGAGAUGUCAUCUUCAGCCAAAGAGGAUAGUUUACAGACUGGAUUCCUGGCAGAAGAAAUACCCUCCAGAGAUGAAUAUGAGUGUAUAUCACCUGAUGAUGUGUCUUUGUCACCGCUUUCUGAGACACCAGAAUCCAACCUCUUACAUUCUGAAACAGAGCUAGAAGAGCAGUGCUGUUGUAGUUCUCAUAGUUUGCAUGCCCUUUCCUAUAGCUUGCAAAUGCAGAAAACCACUAGUAUUAAAAACGUGAUGGAAGCAUCUGAUCUCUUAACAAAUUCUGCUUAUGCUGAUGCUACAAAUAGAACAGAAAGCUUAUCAGAUCAGUCUGAGCUGUUUUGUAUCUCUUCAACAGAUUCUGGUCCGAAAGUCAGAGCCAUAUCUCCUUUGACGUGUAGCUUACAAGGAAUAUCUGAAGCUGGCUAUGCUUCCUGCACUAUAAAUGCCAAACCAGCGUGUAGCAUGAUGAGUGAAGUGUGCAAAACAGGUUUGCAACACCCUGAAAUUCAUAAAAGCAUGGCAGAAACACAAGAACAAUUGCAUGACUUGAAUAACUGUACUAAAACCCAGGACAGGCUGCAUGCUUUGCCUGAUGCAUUCUCAGGUUUCGUGUUUCAAUCAGACACCACCAGAACCUGUCAGAGGCAGAUGGUCACCCGAGAAGAGAUUAAAAGUUCAUCAGAAAAGAACAGCAUGGCCAGCCUGACUGGACAGGCGCCUAACUUCUCCCAGCUUCUGUCUAACAAAACCGUCAUGGAAGGUUCUCCAGUAACUUUGGAAGUAGAAGUAACAGGAUUCCCAGAGCCUACACUGACAUGGUACAAGAAGGGCCAGAAACUGACUGCAGAUGAUCACUUAAAGCUUUUACAAAAGGAGACAAAGCAUACUUUGUUCAUUCAGAAGGUGUGUGAUAAAGAUGCUGGCCUCUAUGUUGCUCGGGCUAAAAAUUUGAACGGCACUGUCUCAUCAAGUGCCAUUCUUCACGUGAAAGGUAACAGGCCACCUAUUACAAGAAUAGACUGGAUAAUGCUGUGUCUCAUCUAUAUUAGCAUAUCACUAAUGUACUGGCUAUUCACGAAAUAA